Molecule: messenger RNA, 1085 nt
Organism: Odocoileus virginianus texanus
Lineage: Eukaryota; Metazoa; Chordata; Mammalia; Artiodactyla; Cervidae
Gene: SULT1C2
Product: sulfotransferase family 1C member 2
Biological process (GO): sulfation
Cellular component (GO): cytoplasm
Molecular function (GO): sulfotransferase activity
Source: RefSeq, a predicted model, not a curated record
UGCCGUCUCAUCCCCAGACCCCAUGGCCCUGACCACGGCGGGGACACAGCCCUCACUAGGGGAGGUGGCGGGGAUCCCCCUGCCAGCCACCACCGUGGACAACUGGCCCCAGAUCCAGGGCUUCAAGGCCCAGUCUGAUGACCUCCUCAUCUGUACCUACCCUAAGUCAGGGACCACGUGGAUCCAGGAAAUUGUGGACUUGAUUGAGCAGAGCGGGGAUGUGGACAAGUGUCAGAGGGCGGCCAUCCAACACCGCCACCCAUUUCUCGAGUGGGCUCGGCCUCCCCAGCCCUCCGGUGUGGAGAAGGCCGGAGCAAUGCCUCGGCCCCGGGUGCUGAGGACCCACCUCCCUGCCCAGCUGCUGCCUCCAUCCUUCUGGGAAAGCAACUGCAAGUUCCUCUAUGUUGCUCGAAAUGCCAAGGACUGUCUGGUGUCCUACUACCACUUCCAGAGGAUGAACCGGACGCUCCCCAAUCCAGGCACCUGGGACCAGUACUUUGAAACCUUCAUCAGUGGAAAAGUCGCAUGGGGGUCCUGGUUCGAGCAUGUGAGAGGCUGGUGGGAGCUGAGAGACAGCGUCCGGAUGCUCUUUCUCUUCUAUGAGGACAUCAAGAGGAACCCAAAGCAGGAAAUUCAGAAAGUGAUGAAGUUCAUGGGGAAGAAUUUGGAUGGAGCCGUGCUGGACACCAUUGUCCAGGAGACAACGUUUGAGAAGAUGAAGGCAAACCCCAUGACCAACCGUUCCACAGCUCCCAAGACCGUCCUGGACCAGUCCAUCUCCCCCUUCAUGAGGAAAGGAAUCGUGGGAGAUUGGAAAAACCACUUCACGGUGGCUCAGAAUGAAAUAUUUGAUGAAAUCUACAGGCAAAAGAUGAAAGGAACCUCAAUCAACUUCUGCACAGAGCUCUGAGCCAAAUAGCAAUAAACAGGCAGCUACUGGGAAACAACCUCAUCCUUCAUCCCGACCCAAGAGCCUCGGAAAGCAGGCUCUCCACCGGCCCUGUGCUCAUUUCAACCAUUCUUUCCAAACUAAGAAACUAGAUGGCUUUCUAAACUAAGUCAAAUAUAAGACUUGAAUACUGCAA